AGAUCUGAGACAAGAAUUUACACACAACAUGAAGCCAGGUUUACCCAGAGCAUGGUACAGAUUAUUGACACUAUCACAACCAUCGUUCCUAUUUAGAUUUGAGACUGGCUCACCACUUCAGUUGGGAUAUAUAAAUUAGGCAUGGACACCAGCCAAAAAGACUUUACGUCAGUUGUCGAAACAACAACUAAUCAAGAUGACAAACAUGAUGCGGAACCAAUGCUUACAGAUAAUGAUGACGUUGUUAAAGAUGUAGACUCUCAGCAACAGGAUUCAGUGAACACCAGUAGUUUUGAAGCCCACAAUGAUACGGAUGUUGAAAAUAAAGCAGCUGUAAAUACAAUAUCUGCUCUGAUAGAGAAUGAUGACUCUACCAAAAAUCUGUUUGGAAAUAAUUUUCAAAGUAAAAAAGGCGCAGAUGUAGUCAAGGAACCUGUCAAAGACAAUUAUGAAUCUGAGUUCCACAAAUUUUUGAAAGAGGAAAACAGGGCAUGCAAUAAUGAACAUGAUACUGACUCAGUUAAGGAUAUAGACGAGUCGAGUAGGCCUGAUUCCACUGAGAAUGAACCUGCCUCAGCGUUUGUUGGAGAGGACACUUCAAACUCAGAUUGGUACAAGCCCAACAUUGAUGAAGGUUGCAAGACGAGUGAAGCUAACAACUUGUUAGGUGUUGACGAAGCAUCCAAUGUCAGUGUCCCUGGGUCAGCCGCAAGCAGCAAUGUGGAGGACAUGGAUGAAUGUUCCAACAUGAGCUUACCAGAGAGUUCAGCCUUCUCAGACCGCCAAAUGGUGUUUGAUGAAUCAGCCAACAUGAAUCCCCCAAGCAACUGUCCUUUUGUGACUCCUGGGACCCCUAACAGUGAAAGAGACAAGAAUGGGGACAACACUCCGGCAAAGAAACGUAGGGGCACCUUGCAGAUAGCCGCUGAUGAUGCAAGCGAGCAUGGACAUGGAUUGACAGCGUCUGACAUAUUUGAGUAUGCUUGGCCACAAGAACCGGAUGCAGAUUUCUACAUGCUGCAGGAACAGAUAUCCAUCUUUCUUGACAUCAAGUCCUUCAAGAGGAAGUACCCAGAUCUGUUCCGUCGAGUAUGUGACAAACAUGAGAAAGAUUUCCUCAGGGAGAGCGGAGUGGUUUCAGAAACACAAAGUGACCUAGGUUUGACAGCAUUGAAGGCAGAUGAAGUUCAUGACCUGAUGAGUAAGGACUACCCUGCCAAGUACAAGGAAUUUGUGAAAACACUACAGGAAAAAGAGAAGCAGAAAAUGGCUGACAAAAUUAAAGAAUUUAAUGCUUUGAAAUUAGAGAAGGACAAGAUGGCAGAGUACACAAAGAAGGCAAUGAAGUCCGUGUCUGAUUGGAACAGGAACCUGCUGAAAGAACGCAAGGAGAGCCGUAGGGCCUACUUUGAUGUACAAACCUUUACAUUUCAGUACCCAAGAAAUAAGUUCCGCAAGUUGGACACGACCCACACGGAGGUUGGAGCGUACCCACUCUCUGUCAUACCAGGGCAGUUCCAGGACUACUAUAAAACGUACCUUAUGGAGGAGUUGAAGUACUUCCCUCUCAACACAGCUGUGCGUAAUCCUCCUAAACACUCUGAUCUCCUGCAAAAUGAAGAUGAGGCAGACAGUGGGGAUGAGAGUUCCUCAUCCCGGGACAGUGAAGAUGAGAGUAGCAGUGGCAGCAGCAGCAGUGACUCUGAUGAGGACAGCGUGGAAGAAGGUAGGCAGGCUGUCCAGUAUCUCAAUGUCGCUAUUGAAGAGCCUGUAAAGGUGCUGACCGAGAAAUCUUCAGCCAGCCAUGAGACGAGCAAGGAGAAAUCACUAGAGCCUCGUGUUAGAGUGAAACAAGAGACAGAGUGCAGAAUAUGUAAGGAUGAGCCGGAAGACAAGUGGAAGAUUGAUGAGGAGAUCAUAGAAUGCUCCGAGUGCAAGAGUAAAGGUCAUCCCAGCUGUCUUGACCUCACAGAUGAGAUGGUGAAGGUGGUGCGUACAUACCCCUGGCAGUGUAUGGAGUGCAAGACAUGUGUACAGUGCAUGGACCCAUAUGAUGAGGACAAGAUGUUGUUCUGUGACAAGUGUGACCGCGGGUACCACACAUUCUGUGUGGGUCUCACCUCCUUGCCCAGGGGCGAGUGGGACUGCCCUAGUUGUCGUGGGGACACAACACCCUUGAAACCGCUGCCAAGACCAACACCUAGGGCAAGACGUGGUAGAAAGCAGAAGGAUCCCAACACACCUCGCCGACCCCCAGGCAGGCCCCCUAAGGACAAGUCCAAGCUCCAGGAGCGCAGCCAGGAGGUCGCUGAGGGCAAUGACAACCCAGAGGUUGCCAUGGAUACGACAGAGGUCAACCAAUCAGAACAAUGCACUGAGAAGCAGGGGGAGGAGUCCAAAGAAGAGGCAUAACUUGUCAUGGUUGAUUGCUGAAAUUCAUGUUUCUUUUGUGGGCAGCAAGUUUUGAGUUUGUGUGUUGUUGGUAAAUGAACCAAACAGAUUGAAAAAGCCAUCAUGCAUUCAAUUGGAAAUUAAUGAAGAAGACAGUUUUAUCUGAAUACCUUGUCAAGCUGUCAUAUAAAAUGAGUGGAAACACAAUUGUUUGUCUAUGGUACAUUGUUAUUUGCAUGUUGUAGCAUAAUUUGAUUGUUGUUAGAAUUUUAUAACUACUGUUUGGUAUUUAAUUUAUUAAAAAUGUGUAUAGCUUUCUAUAAGAGCAUAUAAGGCAAUUCUACAAUGUCUAUUUUAAGUAGUAGUUUCUUUUUUUGAAAUAAAAUUUCACUUAAGUAAAUGAUCAAUGAUUUACCAAACAUUACGUUUUGAAGAAGAAAUUUAGAUAAACAAUACCCAUUGAGACAAAAAUUACAGUUCACAUUGUAUUUGAUUGUAAUAAUCACAUUUUUGUUCGUUCUAGUUUGCUUGUAUUUAUUUAUCCGCACGAGACCAAAUUCAUAGGCAUCAGAACUUAAAAUGAGCUUUUUAGCUGAUAAACAAUUAAAGAUGUAUCUUUUUGCAAACAUGUUUGAUAACUCAUAAAUUCUCAAAGAAAGUUUUGCUGUUGUUGACAUAAGUAUUUGAAUAAAAAAAAAUGCAAUGCCAUUUUUGAACACAGUAUAUAUUUAUAGCAAUUAUUCUGAUACCCAUAUUUAAUGGACUAUGCUGAACUUUGACCUCAAAGAUCAUUGUUGGACUAAAUGGCAUAUCAUGUACACAAUUUCACUGGGUCCUGUUUGUCAUAUAUUUGCUUUUUACUAUUUUUAGCCUGGGUUAUUUGGAAAAAUAACUAUGACAAUGUCAAAGUCAUGUUUACUGCACAAUUAUAAGAUGACCAAUUGCAUGUUGGUUUGAGCUUGCCUCAGCACGACAUACUCCUGGUGAGCUUUUGUGAUUGCCUUUUGUGAUUGCCUUUUGUGAUUGCCUUUUUUUUCAGUCCUGGGUUGUCAACAUUUGCACUGUUGUGGCCACACUUGUAAUUUAUUUACAAAUUUUCAUGAAUUUUGGUUAAAUUACAGGCCCAAUUGAUAUAUGCCGAGUUAGAAAUUGUGUCCCUUUGUGUAAAAACCUAGGAUAUCAGGUCAAAUUAAAGAAAAAGCUUGUGAAUGCUCUAGAAAAGAUGGGGGUUUUGCGCAAUGAUCAUGAAACUUGCUUAUUUGUUGGUAUGAUUUCUCAGAAGACUGAGAUAUGAUUCCAGUCCAUUGAAAAACAUGACGGCCUUUCUGUAUGUGGCAGAAGAAAAUCCAUUUGAUCACUCAAGUAGUCACAUUUUUGCCCUCUCAUGAGAAACUUUCUCAGAGAUUGCAGCAAGUUGAUGGGGGAGUUUUCAACAUAAGUCUAUUAUUUAACCUAGCUCAGAACAGUUAAGUUCCUUAGGGUCUAAGGUGAGUGCCUUUGGGCUUUUUGUUUUCAAGACACCACAUUGUGUUCAUGAAUAAAAAGUAAAAGAAA
This is a messenger RNA of Dreissena polymorpha, 3945 nucleotides long. RefSeq names its product PHD finger protein 10-like. Bases 142 to 2412 code for a protein of 756 amino acids. The transcript is spliced from 16 exons. NCBI's taxonomy places the organism in Eukaryota, Metazoa, Mollusca, Bivalvia, Myida, Dreissenidae. Gene Ontology annotation, cellular component: npBAF complex. The record is from RefSeq and is a predicted model, not a curated record.